AUUACUCAUGAUGACGUCAGGAAAUUAUCCAACUUUUUCUCAGCUGUUCUUGGAAGGGAGCGCCUGCAAGCUACCUUUGUCGUCGAUGAUUAUUAAGCGUUUGAGGAACAGCAACCGUAACAUCAGCAGCGAAUUGGCUUGUUUACGACUCUUGAAUUUGCAGAGCUGCACGGACAGUUGAGAGUUGAUUGAAAACAAGUGUAACAGCUACCUGUCGGUGUAGGCACCGUUUUGGAGCCAAUUCACAGCAAUGCUUGCAAAGCUGUGGAUAUUUUCGCUCUUCUGUUUGACCUAUGGAAGUUGUGCCAACUUGAGAAAAUCUUUCCAGGAAGUGAACGGCACUGUCAUUGGUAACCGCACCUUCAAUCCCGCAGAUGGUCCAUACCUGGUGACAAGUGACUUGGUUGUUACCCACAAUGCAACUCUUACCAUAGAAGCAGGGAGUGAAGUGCUUUUCGUUCCAACCGUAGGGCUUCGUGUUCACGGAUCUUUACACGCAAGGGGAACGCAUUCAAAUAGAAUAACGUUUCGUGCACUUCCUUGUAAUGAAACAGUUCUUUGCAACAACACCAACCUAUACAGAUUCUACAACCCUGGGAUUAGGCUUGCUGGUGGCACCUCUCCCAGCAACGGUCGCUUGGAGCUAAAAUGGAAGGGACAGUGGGGAACUAUAUGUAACUACUAUUGGGAUUACAGAGACACUGCAGUGGCUUGUAGACAACUUGGCUUCCUCGGAGCUAAGAGGUAUUACACAUAUCCCGGAAGUGGCCCCGUCUACAUGAGGGAUGUGAGCUGUAAUGGAAAGGAAGAAAGUCUCUGGGAUUGUGGCUACAAUUGGCGUUCGUGCUAUCAUUCCUACGACGUUGGAAUUGAGUGUGACAUCCUGAUGCCUUUCUUGACUGAGACGGUUUUCUGGAAAGGUAUUUACUUCGGACCGACAAAUUUUACCGAGAAACAAGGAAACUCAUCCUUGGAGAAUGCAGAUAUAGUGAAUGCUUUUGAAGGGAUCAAAGCACUUAAGAAGGUACCAGAUUUACUAAAUGUUACAAUUAGAGAUGGAGCUUCAGGCCUGCUGGUGAAAGAACUUGAAAAUCAACUAGCAAUAAUGGAUACGACCAUCUUGCGAUCAGCGUUGGCUGGUGCAAAUAUUGAGAGUUCUGGAGGGCAUGUCGUAAUUGAAAAUACCACCGUGCAGAAUACAAGCUUUGGAGAUGGACUUGUUUACAACCGGAUUCUAGAUGCGGUGGAUUUCUGUUCAAUCAUCCCAGAUGCGGCCUCUGUGCCUUUUGUUCUAAAGGCAACAGGGAAAGCUUUGACGGUUAACUGUAGCAAGGUCUUCAGAGCGCGACCUGGAAGAACACUUUCCGUGCAUUUACGGUCGAUUGUAGGAAGUGAAUUUGAGCUCAACAUUACAGAUGGAAGUGCACACAACAACAACGUACUCAUCAAGAUUACAGAUAAGUACAAUGGAAAGACGGUAAAAACUGCUUCUAGUUGUGUCUUGGAAAUUUCUUUCUAUUCUAAAGGCAAUUCCAAAGUUCCAGCCAAUCUGGAAAUGAUCAUAGUGGAAGAUCAAGGGUCGCCUCCAUCCCUUCUAAUAUCAAAGAGUACUUUUUCCAACAACUUUAAAACCGGAAUUGCAGUAUAUGACCUGAUGGGCUAUUUUCAAAUUUUUAACACGGUGACGUCGAAAAACGGUGGUGUUGGCCUACAUAUAAGGCGAGCACACGGUAGACUCCAUGUCGUAUCAUCUGUGCUUGCUGAUAACCAAAAACGUGGCGCGUACAUUGAGAAAAUGUCGGGAUCAGUGGUACUUGAAACUGUCACAUCCUCGAAAAACCACGAAUCAGGAAUGGUAAUCGAGUCAGGAACGUUAUCUUUCUUAAUGACUGACAGUCACGUGAACGAGAACCUGGGUGAAGGCUUAUACAUCUCAAACCCACUCGACUCUAUUAUAAAUAUCUCCAACACAGAGUUUCUUCGCAACAGCGGAGGCCAAGGAGUUUAUUUCAAGGACUUCCGUGAAGAUUGCCAGAUUCUUCUUUCAGACAUAACUUCACUUGGAAACUCACAGAACGGUGCUUUGUUUGAAAGAGUAAGAACCAAGAGUAUGAACGUAACAUCCUCCUCGUUUGACGGAAAUACGUUACAUGGCGUACAUGUUAAAGAGGUUUUCACGGGUAGCGUUAAUUUGCAGGAAAUUUCCACAUCUUACAAUUUGAAAACAGGCCUGGUUUUCUACCAAGGAGUCAGCAGCAUGAACAUAGAAUCGUGGUCUUCCAUUGGUAACCAAAUUGAU
This is a messenger RNA of Orbicella faveolata, 2299 nucleotides long. Its product is annotated as protein bark beetle-like. Gene Ontology annotation, molecular function: calcium ion binding. The record is from RefSeq and is a predicted model, not a curated record. Lineage: Eukaryota; Metazoa; Cnidaria; Anthozoa; Scleractinia; Merulinidae. Gene Ontology annotation, biological process: cell-cell junction maintenance; homophilic cell-cell adhesion; motor neuron axon guidance. Gene Ontology annotation, cellular component: plasma membrane.